Messenger RNA from Temnothorax curvispinosus, 4968 nucleotides. It is a transcript of the gene Hyccin, whose product is annotated as hyccin. Gene Ontology annotation, biological process: protein localization to plasma membrane; phosphatidylinositol phosphate biosynthetic process. The coding region runs from base 787 to 2889 and encodes 700 amino acids. The record is from RefSeq and is a predicted model, not a curated record. NCBI's taxonomy places the organism in Eukaryota, Metazoa, Arthropoda, Insecta, Hymenoptera, Formicidae. Gene Ontology annotation, cellular component: plasma membrane. The transcript is spliced from 9 exons.
UUUAGAUGCGGAACGUGCAUCUAGGUAUCCGUAUGCCGUGACGGAUAUUGAACGAGAAAAGAUCCGGGUCGAUUAAUUUAACGUUGCGUAACCUGUAACCCAUUGUAUGUACAUUUCCUAAAUCAUACAUUUUAAUCUUUUCGCGGACCAGCGGACAAACAUGUGAAACUAUCGGAUCCACAGCUCCGAGCUCCGAGCUCCGAGCGUAGCGAACACCGAACAGCAGGUAGUUGCGGCGCGAGGAGGUGCAGGUGCAGCUGGCUGGCGCGCGAGUGCAGCUGAGCUGUACGGUACGGAUCGUGCGUGUUCCUCUUCCUUUCCUAUUCCUCCUCGAUGGAUCUCCUUAUUGGGACGAGGUCCAAACGGUUCGCCGAUUGUCCAAGCUCGCUCGUUUGCGCGAUAAUUUCCGACGUGUAACGGCUAUUGAUUGGUGAGAAUCAGUGCGGCCUGCGGCUGCCCCAGCGGCAGUGACUGGUGAUAACCUCAGCGGUCGCGUCGACUUCUCCAGUCUCCUCGCGCUCCAGUGUCUCGAGAUUGUCGAGAUCGGCGAUGCGAACCGGACGGCAGCCCGCGGCAUGUAAUUAGAUCCAGAGCACGCUCGCGGCAUUCGUCUCCUCCUUGAUGCAUCGCGCGUGGCCGCCGCGCGACUACCCCACGUCAAGCCUGUGUGAUGAUCCCCGUGACGUUGACGGCCAGCGAGUCGCAGUCGAAGCCGAGACUCCGAGGCGUCGUCGGUAAGAUCUUCCCGAUUUGUUGACGAAGGCGAGUGUACGUCCGCUGCCGAAAAUGACGGAGAGCCUGAUAACCGAGUGGCUGGCGGACUGCAAGGACGUUGCGCCGUCGGAGCUGCACAUGUUCGCCAGAACGCUCUCGCAGGACAACGAGAUCGUGCGGGCGCUCUACGUGCUCCUGGAGGAGCGCACCAAGUACAGCGAGUUAAUGGACGAAGUAUGUAAUCAAUUGUACAAUUUUUAUCGGUCUCGGGAAUUAGAGUUACAAAGGUUCACUCUGCAAUUUCUACCGACGCUAAUACAUAUUUAUCUAAAUUCCGCUGCACAUGGUGAUAUUAAGAGUUGUCGCUCUCUUGAGACUUUAUUAAUUGGAUUAUAUAAUCUAGAGGUGGUCGAUAAGUCAGGACAACAAAAAGCGAUCUCAUUUAGAUUACCAUCUCUUGCUAUGCUAUCCAUAUAUCAUGAGCCUGCGAGUCUAGCACCCGCCUCGCUAACAGAAAGCGCAGUACGUCGUUUUGAAGAGUGUAACUCAAAACUUGUGAGCUGGGGUCCGUUGCAACAAGUAGAAACAUUGAAUGCGCAAAACAGAUUGAAAGUUAUGACAGCCCUACUUUUUAUUUAUAAUCAACAACUUGGAUAUAUAAAUAAAUUUGCUCUGGAACAAUUGUGCAAAGUCGCAACAAAGCUUGUUACUCAAGGAUUUAUGAAACCGGGACAUCAUCAACGUUCCUCAUAUGGCAGUGAGUCUAGCUUUGUUCCAAGGCUUUUACCACGUAUACCAGUAUCCAGCCAAUUUCUCUUGGAAUUCUUGCAUGCUGUAUAUUUUGCCAUGUAUAACGAAUGUUGGUAUGUAGGAAAUCAAGCUAUAGAAGAUAUUCAUAACAGAGCAUGUUAUGAAGCAUAUCCAAAUGUAAUGUUAGUUACCAACGCAAUACGCAAUUCUGCCAGUUCUGGAGCACCAGGUCAACCGAAUGAUGGACCAAUUGGAAUUAGUGUUGCAUUAUCCCCAGCAACUACUACUACACCAACCGUUUCAAAGUCUAUGAUCACAAAUGCUUCCUUCCGUACUAAGAAAUUACCAGACGAUCUGGAUGAGAAGUUAUUUGCGGUCGAAUUGAGCAAUUGUCAAGCCGAGAAGCAACAGCGACCGGCAGUAGCGGGCAGCCACAAACGUCGUCCAUGGCAUUGGAAGCACGCACUUCCAAAUUCGGUCGAUAAGAAGGAUACGGGCGUAGGGAAGGCGCAGUCUUCCUCCUCAGUGGAAAGUUCUAGACGUGGAAGUAUAUGCAGCAACAGCCAAAGCUCGCCGAUAAAGUCCUCUCCCAAAAAGAGCAAAGAUCAACAGUCGAAGAAAACGACUAUUGACAAUAAGGAUGAUAUCGGCCAGAAAACUAGAAAAGAUAGUAUCGUAAUGUGCGACUCCAAUUUUCCCGACGAUAGAUUGGCAGCCGCUAACGCGCAUCUGUAUAGCUUGUUAGAGGAACAGGCUCUGGGAGAGAUUAUUCGUGAAUCGGUGGAAAAUGUAUAUACAGAAGGCAACAGUAAAUCAAUGCAAUUUUGUGCCACUGCCGCACUAUCGUCAAACACAUGGUAUUAUCACUCCAGUUACAACACUGUAGGAUGGCAUGACAUACCAAUACAAGUAGUAAAAGAUGAAACUACCGGAGAAGGUAAGGGUAACCUGGUGUCAAUCAUGGAGGAACCAGAAUCAACGGAGCCGAAUCGUAUUGGUUCCAUGAGACAAUCAAAGGAUCAAAAGACUGCUUCGAAGAUAACGAAUUUCCCUGUGCUCGGAAAGAAACCCAAAGAGAAAGAGGGAAAGGUAACGAAAAAUGCUCACGUCGCGUCGUCCGAGAAAGAGAAGAAGCUCGGCUCUCAGGCGACGUCGAAAGAGAGCAUUAAAGGAAGUUUAUCAAUGUUAAAUAGUGAACAACAAGCGGAAAUUGACGGAAACGUUAACGGAUGUGCGAUCCGAAAGAAAAAUAAUAUAGAGAAUAAUUCGAUCAUAAUAGAUCCAAACGUAGCGUUGAUCGACGGUGAGAGACUGGCGUUAAGUAGUGACGUUACCGAUGGUAGUAAUAUGGAAAAUUCUAUUAAUUUAAGAGCACAUAAUGAAACAGAGUCUUUGGGUUCUUCUAUCCAAAUCAGCUCUGUUUAAUGAUGAUAAAAGUAUAUAAAAAAUGUUACAUGAAAAUAGUAAUGGGCUGAACAUAUUAAACAAAUAAGCCAUUUUCUUCCAUCUAGUAAAGUCUUAUUAAAAUCCAUGUAUAAUGUGUACACGUUGCCUUUUUCUAGAAUUAUUUAAGAUCACACGCACUAUUUUCUCAACAAUGAUACAUGUAUAUUGUUACUGCAUUGCGAUGCUUAUAUAAGAAUCGUAUAUUUUUCUUGACAUGUAGCAAUUUUAGUCAGUCCAUUACUCUAUUGAUCUCCAUGAUGAUAAACAUAAAAAUCAGAGAGGGAACAAUAUGAACUAAAGGUACACGGUUGUUUCGUUAAGUGUUUUGUGCAUAUUGGUGCAUAUUGACUUAUUUUUUUGUAAUAAAAUCUAUAAUUUAUUCUAUAUAUUUUAUAAAUAUAUGUCGUCAUAUGAUAUUGUAAUACCUCUUUAUGCAGAUACAGUUAUCGAGUUUCACUUCUAGAGAUUAUAGAUCAUUACAAGCGGGGAAACAAGUAUUAUCAUAAUGCAAUACAUAUAUAUUUUGACCCAGAUGUGUGCCUUGUAGUAGUUGUGCGAGCCUUUUCUUAUGAUUCCAAGCAUAUAAGUAAUAAAUUUAUGUCCAAAGGUACAUUACAGUUAUCAAACGCAGCAUAAAACGAAGAGUGAAGGAUGGCGAGAGGGAGAGAGGAACGGGGUGUCUAAAACAAAGCUGCGGUGUCAUUUAAUUAUAUAAACGGGAUGAAUAGGUAUCUAUAUAUAGAAUAUCAGGCAUAUCUGGGUUGAAUAGUAGACACCUACUAUUAAUUUUGUCAUAAUUGUUUCGAUAUGAUAUUAAAGGUUCAUGACGAAUUAUUUGUUUUUGCAAAUAGUUGAUAUAUAUAUAUUAACAUAAACAUUGAUAUAUGUAUAUACGAUAUAUAUGUGAUUGUUGGAAAUAAUUACGAAAUUCAGAUAUAAAGAGAGACUUUAUUCUCACGUGAACGUUGACCCACGAUGAAAAUGGUCAACUAAUCAGGAAAAUAUGUCAUCCGUGCAUGAAAAAAUGGGAAUUGAAUAGUAGAUAUGUAUUUUUCAAUGAACUUCAAGUUCAACUUUGCCUUAUAUUUUAUUCCACGAUUUGUGUUUAAAAGUUUGGUCAAGAUGCGAUCUUUUUGUGUGUAUGAUUUGUAUAUGAUUUAUAGUGACAUAGAAAUGACAAGUAGCAAAAAGAGAGUCGUGGCUUCCAGGCGUAAUAUAAAUUUGUGUCCACACAAAAAAAUUUUUGGAUAUUUUUACAAAUUAAGUAACGUGUGUGUUCAAAACAUACAUAUAAAAAGAUAUUGAUUUAAUCUUUAAACUUCAGAGUCCCACUUCAUUUGCAUGUCUUUGCGCAUUUCUUUUUAGAAGAGAUGUACAAAUAGAGACGUAAAGUCGGCGAAUGAAAGAGAGAUGCGCCAAAGAAUUGCAGCACGCUACGCUACUUCACGUGAUAAUUAGCUCUCCCUUUAAAGUUUCGCUGAGGCGAAGUAAAUUCCACAUAAAUUCCUCAAAGGACACUAUAAUCAAUUCCCACUUCUUUAUGCUCGUUCUGAGUUCACACCAAGUUAUACUAAACUGUUGAUGUGUAAAUAUUAUAAAAACUAACUAUGUAUAGAGAAGAGAGAAGAAAGUUUUUGAUUCAGAUGUAAAAGAAUCGUAAUAUAUUGUGAAUUGCAUUUGUUAAAAAUAGGUCGAGAUGUUCCAAACUGUGAAACAAUAUAUCAUGAACGAAACGGAGUCAAUGCUUGUUUAAGGGUCAAUGAUUAAUUACUCUAUGGCCUAUAUUGUAUUAAUUAAAGUAUAAUAUAUGGAUUGUAAAAAUACAUUGAAGUUAUUUGGAAAAGUUGAUGAUAGCAACGAUAAAAGUAAAUGCCGCUACUUUAUUUAUGACCCUUUACAAUGAUUUCUUUUACUCGAUGUGAUAGAGCUGGACAACCCUUUAAUAUACGAUAUGUUACUGAUACACAUAUCUAAUUGUUUUCAUGCAGGAACAUAUAUGCAAAUUACCUUCCACGUUUAUCUUUGUAUUAUUUAAAUAAAACUGUUUUAAAAACCGUU